This is a messenger RNA of Osmerus eperlanus (European smelt), 1850 nucleotides long. It is a transcript of the gene bccip, whose product is annotated as BRCA2 and CDKN1A interacting protein. The transcript is spliced from 7 exons. The record is from RefSeq and is a predicted model, not a curated record. The coding region runs from base 113 to 1030 and encodes 305 amino acids. Gene Ontology annotation, cellular component: nucleus. NCBI's taxonomy places the organism in Eukaryota, Metazoa, Chordata, Actinopteri, Osmeriformes, Osmeridae.
AUAUUUGCGCCAUGAUGGUAGCUUAGCUUCAUCCUUUCAGUUUCGGAGCUCCGUUCAACCCUGGCCCCGCCUCCGUUUCAAAUUUAACGUGGUGUGAAAGUUUGCAAGCACCAUGGCUUCUUCGGCUAAAAGACGAGCAGUAGGAUUGGGUGAAAAUCCAGAGGAAUGUGAGGAUAACAGCUCGGACGAGGGCUUGGAAGACGACGAUGAAUCAGGAGAGGAGGACAGUGAAGCCUCAGACGAGGAGAUCAAUGAAGAGGUAAUCGUGGACUUCGAGGCGCAUACCAUCUCAGAUAAUGAUUUCAAUGGUGUUAAAAAGCUAUUGCAACAGCUGUUUCUGAAGGCUCAUGUUAACACGUCAGAGAUGACGGACAUCCUUAUCCAACAGAACCACGUCGGAAGCGUCAUUAGGCAAGCAGAGGUACCAGAAGACAGUGACAACGAGGGGGAUCUUGAUGAAGUUUUCGGAUUCAUCAGUAUGCUUAAUCUCACAGAGAGAAAGGGGGUCCAGUGUGUUGAGGAUGUGAAGGAGCUGGUUCUGGCCCAAUGUGAGAAGAGCUGCCCACACAGCAUGACGGAGCAGCUGGAGAAGGUGCUCAAAGACACCAGUAAGACUGUGGGUCUGCUGCUGAGCGAACGCUUCAUCAAUGUCCCCCCACAGAUUGCAUUACCCCUGCACAAACAGCUCCAGGAGGAGAUGGCAGAGGCCCAGAGGACCAAUAAGCCCAGUGGGAGGUGUCACUUCUGUCUGAUGAUCAGCAAGACCUGCAAGGAGGCAAACAAAACCAUCCCAGCCCGAGGCCAAGCCCCAAAAGAGGAACUGAUGUUUGCCAAUGCAGAGGAGGAGUUCUUCUAUGAGCAAGCCACCAUUAAGUUCAACUACUCUGUCCAGGAGGAGACUGACUCUUGCCUCACUGGGAGGUGGUCCUUCAACGACGUCCCCAUGAAGCCCUAUCGUACCGUGAUGCUGAUUCCAGCCGACAGGAUGCCUGCAAUCAUGGAAAAGCUCAAAGAGUACCUCACUUUGUGAAAUAAACUCUUGUUUAAACAUAAGAUGGACACCCUCACUCAUACUACAACUGAAUCAUUUUGGAAGGUAUACGGAAAGGAGGACUAUAUGCAUCAAAAUAAUUUUACAAACUGCUAGUGUGUGUAAAAUAACCUGAUGCAUUGAAUACAUCAUAUGUACACCACUAUGUAAUGGUCUCUUUAAGGUAGAUGCACCAUUUGGUAGUUCCUAGAAUUUUCCUGACCUGUUAAAGAAAUCCCCUCAAGAACAUGCUACAAUGCAGAAGUGUAUUUACAGGAAAAUCUGCAUCAAGUAUUGUACAAACAGUUCCUUACAUAUAAUUUCUGCACAGAAUGUUGUAUACAAUACAAGGUUUUCAAUAAUAAAUAAUACAAUUUCAAAUAAUAUUUCAAAAUGCCAUUUUGUAUUUCUGUCAUGUUGAUGACUAUGGUAGCUCAAAAUAUUUCAAUAAUCUACUGUGUUAAUGUGGCAGUGCUGCAGCUAAAUGACAACUUGACAAAAAACUAAAUCUGUAAUGAAUAAUCUGCAAGCAGGAAAUUCCUUUGGCAGUUCUUCUGUUUUGUUCUCUUCCCCAAUUGUCACUGUGUAUGUACCAGUCACAAGAAACUCACUGAAUGACGCAUCUGUCAUUUGACUGAGUGACGGAAUAGUCUUUAUGUACUUCAGUGCCAGUAAUUGUUAGGUCCUUCUGUGUCUUGUUUUUAAUAUUUCUUGAUCCAGCACUGUCCAACAUGGGCUGCAACAUGUCUUUGCUCUCACUAGGGGGCAGAUUGUAGAAAAAGUACUGUGGUGCCAUCUGAAUAAAUCUAAUAGAAAAGAA